UGUUUGUCCCUCAAUCAGCGGCAAUAAGACAACAAGUCCAGCUAAUCAAGAGAAAGCAUCCAUUAUGCAUCCAGCAAGUCAAUUGACAAUAACGCAACACGCUCGUCAUGCCUCACACACACACACAUACACACACACACACACACAUACACCUUGCCAAUCAGACCUCAUUACCGGUAUUGAUCGCGCACACUCACAGACAAACUGCUGAGAGCCACAUUUCACUUAGCGGCUUUGAACAAUGCCGUAAUCAUACGACAAACUGCUGCUAUAUCGGUCAGCGUGCCCAGCGUCAGAAGCAGAGGCGGGGAAGUCACAGGAAAGGGACCAGAUCGAUGUCAUAUAGAGUCCAACGUCAAGCUUCUCUCGGUUCUCAUUCCCCAGCCAGCCGCCGAGGGGACCUGACGGCGUGCCGGGAACUAACUGGCCGGGAGCUAGUUGGCGCACGUUGGGACAGUGGUCGUGGUGGUGAUACGAGGGCCAUGGCGGUCUCAGAGAACACCCUGAAGGUCCUGCCGCGGAACCCCUUCAAAUACGAUAAAGACUUUGUAAAGAAACGCACGGUAGCGGAGAUGACGGACCUUAUGUGCCAGGAAGCGACAGCUCACGGCAUCGGGCACACGUGGAACAACCGACACAACUUCCUGGGUCUUUUCUGGCUGCUUGUGACGCUCGCUCUAUUCUCCUUCCUCUUGUACGUGGCGGCAGUCCUCUGUAUGGAUUUUUGGUCUCGGGAGCCUCAGUCACAGACUACGGUCAAGCUGCUGCAGGGGGGAGGUCUGCAACUACCUUCAGUCGUCAUCUGUAACCGAGCCUUCUUCUCGCGCCGCAAACUUGAAGCGUUCAACAUCAGUAGCCACCUGACGCAGUACUUGAUAGCGGUGAGCGGGUCGUCUUUCAUCAUUAGGGAGGACUUCCUCGCUACACAGAAGGCGGACACCUUCAUGCAGGAGUCUCACGCUGAGCUGCUCCGCGUAAUGACCAAUCAUGGCCUCGACUUCGUGCAACUCAUCGAGACUAUCUCUUACAGGUGUGACGAGGUGCUGCUGAUGUGCGUGGUAGGGACUCAGCGUCAUAACGCCACGGAAUGCUGCAAGAAGUUUGUCCCCACCCCCACACUAAGCGGUCUGUGCCACACCUACUUCAGCUCGGCGACAGACACCCAGAACGCCGAGGGAGAGUACAUGGGGGUGUCCUUUUACGUCAACAUCACGGAGGGGGACUGGCCGGACAUCGACCCGAGCAUCGUGGACGUGUCACAAAUGGUCAAGAUGGGAAUUCAGGUCACCCUCAUGAGUAACCUGACCCACCCCGCCCUCCUGGUGCUAGGAAAGGGCGUGGUGCUGCCGCCAGGGGUCUACACCUCCGCCAGCGUCUCCCUUACUGAGGUGAGAGACACGGGACUCAAGACGGAGAUCGAUCUUUCCGAGACUCAGUGUGUGCCGCUGGACCAAGUGAACUACCUCACUGACCUCGAGGGAUUCUUCUCCGUGGAGCAGAACUGUGACCUUGGGGCAGCCAGGAUGUGUAUCAACCAGUUCUACAACUGCACCAACUACGCCAUGAACACUCGCAUGAGUCACAACCACCUCCCUCCCUGCCAGCUGGUCGACCACCUGCACCUGCACUGGUUGCUGCUGCGAGUGCUCGGACUGGACACACGCAAGGACAACAAGGAACACGUGAGGAGCAGCAACGCUAGUCUUCCGGAGGAACACACCAACUGCAUCAAGAAUGAGAGAGUGAAGUGCCGCCGCCUGUGUGCCAGACAUGACUUCACUUACACCACCAACCACCUGCCGAUCCCCAGCAGCCUGUACCAGCACCUCAGGGACCAGUUCUCCCUCUCAAAUGGGAGCGAGGUGGCCAUCGUGGCGGCCUUCUACCCCGACCUGCGCUACACCGAGGUGAAGAUUUGGAGGAAAAAUGUUGCGAAUUUGUUGAGCUCCUUGGGGGGCUACACUGGGGUCUUCCUGGGCUGUUCAUUCGUCACCUUCAUGGAGCUGCUGGUCUACAUCGGCCUGGUGGUCGCCGUGUGGGUGAAGGACCUGCGGAACUGGCUGCGCGGGGAGGUGCAUCCUGCCGCCAAGGAACGAGCAGGCAGUGCUGAUUGA
Scylla paramamosain (green mud crab) is the source of this 2114-nucleotide messenger RNA. RefSeq lists its product as uncharacterized. The transcript has 12 exons. Gene Ontology annotation, biological process: sodium ion transmembrane transport. Gene Ontology annotation, molecular function: ligand-gated sodium channel activity. NCBI's taxonomy places the organism in Eukaryota, Metazoa, Arthropoda, Malacostraca, Decapoda, Portunidae. The coding region runs from base 108 to 2114 and encodes 668 amino acids. The record is from RefSeq and is a predicted model, not a curated record. Gene Ontology annotation, cellular component: plasma membrane.